AUGUCGAAAUCUAGCAUUGGAAAGAAGAAGGGCCGGUCCUGGUCACUGUCUUCUUCCACUGCUUCCUCCAUCUCGAUAUCGCCUACCACCACUACACACACGAGCACGCUCCUGUUAACACCCAUUACCUCUCCCGACCAUUCCUUUGACCUCAUCUCCGACCCCUUUGCCGCCGUGUCUCCCUCCGUGUGUCCUCCCUCGACCGGCCUCUCCCCCAUCGCUCCCGUCGUCCCCGUCGCCCCUGUGUCCGCGACCGACGACACCAUCUCCCCCUCUCCUCCCCACUCACCGAACAGCACCUUCGGGCGCCUCUCGAGCUUCAAACGCAGGAUGGCGCGUCCGAUGCAGCGCUCCUACUCCCAAUCCCACGCUCAUGGCAACUAUGGCCUCGGGGCCGGUGCGACCGUGGUCCGCACACCGCUGGAUGCGACGGCGCACAUGCAGCACGCCAGUAUCUCGCAUGCGCCCUCGGUCGUGGCCGGACGCCAGAAGUGCAGCCAGUAUCCCUCGCGCCAGUCGAGCCUGCGGUCUGCGAACGGCUCGCCGAUCGGCUCCCGCCGGCCGAGCGUGACCUCCACCACUGCACCGAUGCAGCGGCCGCCCCGCGCCGAGCCCUCCCUCGAAGGCCCGGCGUUGGCGGUAGAGGAGGAAAAGGUCGAGAUCCAGUUCAUGCGCUCUCCCAAGUCCCAGCCGCGGAAACCGUACCAGCCCAGCCAGUCCGUGGACUGGUCCUCUCAAUCGCAUUCGCACUCGCAGCCCCACCAAAGCCUCCAGUUUCCCAACGGCCAACACCAGAGCUACCAGCAGUACCACCAGCCGCCCUCAAGGCAGAGCUCGCAGCAGGCGCUGGCGCAGAAGUUCCACCAGCCGAAGCCCAGCGUGGCUGUGUCGCCUGCCCCUGUGUCUGGCCACGUUCCACAGACGCACCAAGCGCACGGAGCGCAGGCGGUGCAGGUCAGCCUCUCGCGCUCCCCCUCGAGCCAGAGCACGGCCUUGAGCUCGACCGGCCACGGCUCGACCGCCAGCUCUGCGGGCCCGCAGACGCCCGACACGCCGCGUACCCCCGAGCCCGAGGACACUCUCGACAUCGACAUUGCCUACCACCGCCACCGGCUUACGAGCGGCACGGGCCGGUCGUCCUUGACGAUCACGGCCGAGAAUGCCCAAUCCUCUAUUUCUGGCCACGGCGGUUCUGGGCUCAGCACGUCUCUCGGUUCCUCCACUCUCGGGUCGCACCACAACUCUUCCUUCGGCUCUCGCUCGCAGGCCACACUGCCCACGCAGCCGCUCCAGGUCGGUUCGCUCCGGACACACCGCUCGCACGCCUCCCUGGCGCCCGCGCCAUCACCCCGCUUGGCCCACGUGCCCUCCCCCUCCGUCGCCAGUUUCACGAGUAUAGACGAAGACGUCUCGCCCCGCGUCCCCGGCCCGAUGCCGCGAAGGCGCCCCUCGCAGACCUCCAAGCCCGACGGGCCCUUCACGCCCAUCGUGGUCGGACAUCAGAUCCGUCCCUCCACAGAGACCAGUACGCUCGUCACGCUCCGCUUCGCGUUCUCCCUCGACACGGACCCGAACACACACACCGUCACGCUGACGCUGGACACGCUGCGCCCCGCGGGCGGCAGGCUCGUGCAGUUCGUCGAGGACGCGCUGCGCCCAUACUCUGCAUCGUCGGCGAGUCUGAUCGGGUCGGGCGAGAGUGUCAACUCUGUCUACUCGACAGGCGCGUACGAAGGGGGCGGCGAGGGCGGGCCGGACAUGACGGAUGGAUCCUCUGCUGAGAGCGCGGAAGAUGGCGACAGCGACUUUGAGUACGACCCGAAUCCGUCCUAUCGGUUCUUCCAUCAUGGAGGAGACGGAGCGCGUAUCCCCGAUCCCGGCGCUGCGGCCCGGGCGCCGCGCGCCUCUCUCAUCCUGCCCGACGCCCCUCCCGCCACUCGCCGAGCUGCCCUCGCUCUCUGUGCGUCCGCGCGCCUCGCCCAGUCCCCAGCACCACUGGCUCAGCUCGGCGAGCUACGCGCCCUCGGGCAGUUCGCAUUCCUACUCCAACAGCGGGUGGAGCGGCGCGUCCGUCUCGCGCGAGUCCUCGCAGCGCAGCGUCACAUCCUCGCUCAUGCGGCGGAAGCGCGCCAGCACGUGCCCCUCCGCCAGCGGCGUCGUGACGGAGCUCACGGUGCUGAUCCAGCGAGACGCGAGCGCGUGGCACGCCAUUGCGAGCAGGCUGUGUUCGGGCCAGUGGCCGCUGCUGGACGGCAGGAGGAAGAGGGUCGAGGCCGAGUCCUGGGUCCUAACUUACUCGCACUCUCCUCUCAUCCCGCCUCACCUCGCCAUCUCGCCAUCUCCGGUCAGCCCGACCUGCCCGACGCCAGCUAG
This is a messenger RNA of Trichosporon asahii var. asahii CBS 2479, 2373 nucleotides long. RefSeq lists its product as uncharacterized. The record is from RefSeq and is a predicted model, not a curated record. The transcript has 3 exons. Bases 1 to 2373 code for a protein of 790 amino acids. NCBI's taxonomy places the organism in Eukaryota, Fungi, Basidiomycota, Tremellomycetes, Trichosporonales, Trichosporonaceae.